This is a messenger RNA of Vicia villosa (hairy vetch), 1379 nucleotides long. RefSeq names its product putative 12-oxophytodienoate reductase 11. Bases 42 to 1133 code for a protein of 363 amino acids. The transcript is spliced from 4 exons. Gene Ontology annotation, molecular function: oxidoreductase activity; FMN binding. The record is from RefSeq and is a predicted model, not a curated record. Lineage: Eukaryota; Viridiplantae; Streptophyta; Magnoliopsida; Fabales; Fabaceae.
AAUUACCUAUUCUCCCUUAACGACUGUUAUAGUUAUCAGUAAUGGGUUCUGAUAGUACUGCUGAUCCAAUUCCUCUUCUUACACCUUACAAGAUGGGCAAUUUCAAUCUCUCUCACAGAGUUGUUAUGGCACCACUCACUAGGAUGAGAUCAUACAACAACGUUCCUCAACCUCAUGCUAUUCUCUAUUACACUCAGAGAGCAUCUCAAGGUGGUCUUCUCAUAGCUGAAGCUACUGCUGUUUCUGAUACUGCUCAAGGCUUUCCACACGCACCAGAUAUUUGGACUAAAGAGCAAGUGGAAGCAUGGAAACCUAUUGUAGAUGCUGUUCAUGCUAAAGGCAGUAUCUUUUUCUGUCAAAUUUGGCAUGCUGGAAGGGUUUCAAAUUCAAUUUAUCAGCCGAAUGGACAAGCCCCAAUAUCUUCUACGGACAAGUCAUUCACAAGCAAUGAAGAGCAACAAUUCACUCCUCCAAGACGACUAAGGACAGAUGAAAUUCCUGAUAUUGUCAAUGACUUCAAACUUGCUGCAAGAAAUGCUAUUGAAGCUGGAUUUGAUGGGGUUGAAGUUCAUGGGGCUCAUGGCUACUUACUUGAACAAUUCAUGAAAGAUAAAGUGAAUGACAGAACAGAUGAAUAUGGUGGAUCCCUGGAGAAUCGUUGUCGAUUUGCUUUGGAAGUUGUUGAAGCUGUUGUGAAUGAGAUAGGAGCUGAACGAGUUGGAAUUAGAUUAUCGCCAUUUACAGAAUAUAAAGAAAGCCGGGACUCCAAUCCCAAUGCGUUGGGACUUUAUAUGGCUAAUGCCUUGAACAAAUAUAAUAUUUUGUACUGCAACGUGGUGGAACCAAGACUACUACAUACCUUUGAUCCAGUUGAAAGCCCUCACAGCUUGAUGCCACUGAGAAAGGCUUUCAAUGGAACUUUCAUGGUUGCAGGAGGUUAUAACAGACAAGAUGGGAACAAUGCUAUAGCUGAAAAUAGGGCAGACCUUGUUGCUUAUGGUCGUUUGUUCAUAUCUAAUCCAGAUUUGCCAAAGAGAUUUGCACUCAAUGCUCCUUUAAACAAGUAUAAUAGGGAGACAUUCUAUACUUCUGAUCCUGUUGUUGGUUACACUGACUAUCCAUUUCUUGAAUGAAGACGCAUUGCAGCACCCAAGAGUGGAACUUCCAUAUUAAAUAAGAUUGUUUACCUGUUGCACAUUGAUUUUUAAGUGAAGUUGGCCACUUAAAUAAGAAUUUUGUUGUUUAUAGUAGUACUUUUUUUGUUGAUUUUUCUAAUACUUCUCUGCUAGUACAGAUAGUGUAUAAAACUAUUGUAUUUAAAUCCUCAUAAUACUUUGUGUUACCAUCAGGAUUAUUUUAGACAAUACUCAAAUUUGUAG